Drosophila serrata is the source of this 2538-nucleotide messenger RNA. RefSeq names its product germ cell-less (gene gcl). The record is from RefSeq and is a predicted model, not a curated record. Gene Ontology annotation, molecular function: protein binding. Lineage: Eukaryota; Metazoa; Arthropoda; Insecta; Diptera; Drosophilidae. Gene Ontology annotation, biological process: germ cell development.
ACAAAAAAUUGUUUUCGGUCAACGGAGGGGUGUUUAAAAUUUUUUUGCUCGAAACGGUCGUGGAAGCGGGAGUGCGUGCCAAGUGCAUACAAAAACAAAGACUUUUUUUAUCGAACUGGAAUGAAAUGAUUUAGAUCAGACACUCGCAAAGGAUUUUUUUAGGUGUGUUAUUUACUUAUCAACACCUGGGUGAACGUGGAGUGCAAUUGCAAUUAUAUAAAGUCGCGGAAGUAACUGCAUAUUAACAACUUUUAAUUUCUGCGCCGAGCCAUGGGUCAGAUCGUGGGCUCCAUGCAGAUGAACGUGGCCGAUGUGUUUGGCAAUCGGCGGAAGAGGAAGCGCAGCACGGACUCCUCAUUGGGCAAGGAUGAGCAGGCCCAGCUGGACGCGACACUGCCCAAGAAGAAAAAGCUUCUGACCACCACCCAGUACAUAUACAAGGCUCUGUUUAAGGAGCAAAAGAACUCGGAUGUGUCCGUGAUGGCUCUGGAUAAGGUGUGGCAUCUGCACAAGGUCUAUUUGAGUCAGAGUCCCUACUUCUACACCAUGUUCAAUGGGACGUGGCGGGAGGCGCAGCAGAAAUUCGUGCAGAUCACGAUCCUCGACGAUCGGAUCACCGUGGCCAGCCUGGAUGCUGUAUUCGGAUCGAUGUACUCUGACGAGAUCGAGAUCGAGCCGACGGAUGUGAUCCCAGUUCUGGCCACGGCCACGCUGUUCCACUUGGAUGGGAUCAUCGACAAGUGCGCCGAGGUGAUGGUGGAUACCAUCAGUCCAGAGACAGCCAUCCAGUACUAUGAGGCUGCCUGCCAGUACGGUGUGGUGGGUGUGAAAAAGUCCACGUUCCAGUGGUUUCAAAUCAACCUGUUGAGCAUCUACAGCAAGCAGCCAAACCUGCUCAGACACAUCUCCAUCGAACUGAUGAGUGCUCUGACCGGUAGUCAUGACCUGUACGUUAUGCAGACCGAGUUCUCACUUUACACUCUGCUGCGCACGUGGAUGUUCCUGCGAUUACAUCCCGACUACGACCCCGAGGAUCCUGUGCAGAGGGCGGAGGCGCUAAAGACGCAAGAGCGCUUAACGAAUGCUGGCGUGGAAACGCACACGCCCAGUGUGGAUGUCGUCCAGUGGACGUACUUCACCAACCGCAUGGAGGAGCGCUCGUUUCUCGCCACGCCCGAGGGACAGCCCUACGUGAAAGUCUUCCAGAAACUGCGCACCCAGUACCUGACCAACCACUACAUGGAUCUUAAGAUUAUCUAUAACGACAACAUAAUACCCAAGGAGUGGCUCUAUCGGCACAUCCAUAACCACUGGGAUGCCCUGUUGCGAAUAGACCAUGGUCAGGAAGAUUGCAGUCCCCAUCAUAUGGAUGACGACCAAUUCUUUGAAAACUGCAUGCGCUGCGGCCGACUGCUGCUUGAGCCCGGUUACCAGAAAUGGCGCUGGACCGGCUUCAAUUUCGGCAUGGAUCUCAUCCUUAUUAUGGACUCGCGCAGACUGAAUAUUCGUCGCCACCACCGGCACGAGCACGAGCGAGUGCUUAGCCUUCAGACGAAGCGCAAAUUCAUGAUCCGCACAACGGUGACAUCGAUCAAUGCCCAACGGCAGGCGGUGUUCACCCAGACUUCGGAGAUAUGCUCGCUCAGUCUGGAGAAGAAUGAGGAGGUGCCAUUGAUGAUACUCGACCCGAAACUUGUGCAUCCGCUGCUUAUUUCCAUCAACAUGUUGGUCGUGAUGCCGCCAAACCAGAGCUUCAAGGAGAUUGUGCCGCACAGCGAGGACACGAGGACGACAUCCCUAUCCAUACCCAUUUCGGAAAUUGGAGCGGACUGCGAACGUCCGAUGACCCCGUCCAGCGCCGACGAUUCGGCGGUCUUUAUAGGCGACUCUGAGGCUUCCACGCCGUCGUCACCGGCUCCGCGGCCUAGAAUUACAUGGCGUGUAGCCAGCAGCGAGACGGACGCCUUAGGCGAUUUGGCGUGCUGAGCGCGCUUAACCACUACCAGUGCCCACCACUACCACCAUUUUCUGUUCAUUUGCCCGCUGCCUGUUCGGGCCUCGUUCUUGUAAUUGUAAAUUCGUUGCUAACCGAUCUGAUUAUCUGAUUAUCAAUACCGGCAAUCGUUUUGGCAUACGCAUCAGAUCUAUAUAUAUCUAUAAGUAUAUUUUUGUAAAUCGUUUACAUCACAAAAUUAUCUUGUAUCUAAUUGCAUACACUUUCAUCAUCAUCUACUUGUUUAGAGUAGACGCGAUCUUUCUCGUGCCCUCGCACAAUCGCAGAUGUUGCAUAUAUACAUAUACAUACUUAUAUAUAGUUUAUAAAAUGGCCGUCUUUUAAGAUUGUUUGUUAUGUUUAAGUAACAAAAGAAACGCGGCAAAGUAACUAAGAUACAUUUAAGUGUGUUCGAAUUACGUACGUACAAUUAACGCAUCUAACUGCUGUCCCAACACAUUUUUUACUCGCUUCAUGUACGCACAGUGUAACCAUUACCUUUUCGAGUGAUAAAUCAUUUAUUAAAGUUUAAACUAUUGAUUCAA